Molecule: messenger RNA, 876 nt
Organism: Caenorhabditis bovis
Lineage: Eukaryota; Metazoa; Nematoda; Chromadorea; Rhabditida; Rhabditidae
Source: the annotation of a GenBank genome assembly
AUGGACGGCUGGUCGUCGUUUGUCCAAAUUAAUAUAUUUGAUCGACCGUUAUCCGAAAUUGAGGGCAAUUUGAAAGCGUUGCUGAACAAUGCGGGAAUUAAUCAUUUCACAAUAAGCGAGCAACAAAUGUACAUAGGAUCGACGGGUCAAAAUCAGACGCACCAAGCCAAAUCGGCCGAUUCUUCAAAUUUGAGACGAAACGAGAAUGUUGUUUCUCGUCCAUUCGAAAGAAUUGUACAUGUUGAUCAGGCUUUUGUAAGCAAUCCGCCGCCUGCGAAUCAAUCAAGUUCUUCAUCACGCCAAGUCGUAGUCGUUGAAAAGACAAAUUCGACGAAUUCUAAUAAUGCCAAUUCCAAUGGGAAAACUAUAAAAAAGGAAUGCAAUGAAACAUUCAAUUUUGUGGACUUUUUCGAAAAUCAAGGAUAUAACAUUAAGCAUUUGUUCGACACUCCAUCGACAUCGGAAAAUGGUACAAAUUCAACGUAUUUCGGAUAUUCUGAAGAUGAUUUGAAUAGGGUUCAUACGAUCAAAUGUCAAUGGCCGGGUUGUGUUCAAAAAUAUACUUGGAAGAUUCGUUAUGGGAAACUUCGUCUAAUGGAUCAUGCUCUAACGCACUGCGAACAAAAGAAGUUGCCUUGUCACGUAUGUGGAUUUCUAACACAAAAUGUUCGACAAAUGAGAGGACAUUAUGCUUCGAAGCAUCCGAGUCAAAAACCCAAAGGAUACGGCAUAAGAGAUAUUCCUAUCAGCAAUGACGAAAUGAGAAUGUUGUGGCACAAAUGUUUUUCCAACAGUAUCGGAAUUCUUGGAGAAGCAUCGAAUGAAGCAAAAUUCGUGAGACAAAUACGCCCAAAGAAGCCAAAAUUGGCAACCUAG